CCCACUCCCCCCUCCUCUCUCUCUUUUUUUCUCUUAGCAGCAGCAGUAGCAGCAGCGGGACACGGAAGGUUUUCCCCCCGGCGGCGCAUCCCGCAGCUGGAGACGGAGACUCACUCAAACCAGUGAAGAAAUUCUGACUGAAGUGCGGAGUCUAAUCUUUCAGUGGACACCAAAUUUUGAUUUCAGCGCUCUGAGACAGUAGGACAGAAUACACACAAAGAGCAAACGGAGAAAAGCAGGAUGUUGGGGUCUGAAGGUGGUGGGCUGAGGGUGCGAUACUGGCUGACGCUGGUCUCAGGCCUGGUGGAGUGUUUGUGUUUCGCUGGGGCUGUGUUCGGAUGGGCCUCGCUGGUCUUUGUUCUAAAAAGCGAUGGCUACUUCAGCUACCUGUGUGUGAACAAGACAGUGAAUGGGACCAUCACUGAAGAUUGCAGCGGGCAGGAUGAACAGUUCUCCAUCAUCUUCACUGUUGCCUCCUUCAUGAAUAACUUCUUCACUCUUCCAAAUGGCUUCCUGUUUGACCAUUGUGGUACCACAGUGACCAGACUGGUGGGGAUAUCUAUCUACACUACUGGGGCCUUGCUGAUAGCCUUUUCAGAUGCUGCACUGUCGAUCCUCCUCUAUCCUGCACUUUCCUUCAUUGCUGUUGGAGGGAUACUCUUCUUAGUCACUAACAUGCAGGUGGGGAAUCUCUUUGGAACCCAUCGCUCCACUAUCAUCACGCUGUAUAAUGGAGCAUUCGACUCUUCUUCUGCCGUUUUUCUAGUGGUCAAGCUGCUGUUCCAAGAUGGAAUUUCCCUGCGUUCCUCCCUCAUCUUCCUUUCCAGUUGUAGUGUGCUUCAUCUGAUCCGUACCUUCCUGUUAUUGCCUCGCUCACACAUACCAUACCCUCUUCCAGAAAACUACAGCUAUGGGCUGACAUGUGGAAAGGCGGAGAGGUCUCCCACUCCUAAAAACAGAACUGCUAACGGCAACAUCCAGGAUUCCCAGGUUAAUGAGAGAACACCAUUUCAUUCAGAGAAUUCCACAGAAGCCUCCAAAACAGAGACAGCAGUUACAGAGCGAAGCUUUAAGAGCUGCAUCCUCUCCUGGUUCUUCUUGUGGCACCUGCUAUGGCUGUCAGUCAUGCAACUGAGGCAUUACCUGUUCAUUGGGACACUUAACCCUAUGCUCAACCGCCUUACAGAUGGAGACCCUGCACUAGUGAGCACCUACACGAAUGCAUUUGCCAUCACCCAGCUUUGUGGAAUACUUUGUGCCCCUUGGAAUGGGCUAAUCAUGGAUCGCCACAAAAGAAAACCAAGAGAAGAAGGCCAGAGUGAGACUGAGGCAGACCUGAAAGCAGCCAUACUGUCUCUGUGUUUGACAGCAUUGCAGUGUGUGUUGUUCUCACUGUGUGCUGCCAUUCCUGUCUUGCCGCUGCAAUAUCUCACCUUCAUCCUACAAGUCCUCAACAGGUCCUUCCUCUACGGAGGCAAUGCUGCCUUCAUCAGCUUGGCUUUUCCUCCUGCACAUUUUGGGAAGGUGUAUGGAACAGUGAUGGCUCUCUCAGCUGUGGUGUCACUCCUACAGUACCCCUGCUUUGCUCUCGUCAGUGGACCUCUUCGAGGAAAUCCCUUUGCUGUCAACGUUGCUCUGACCAUCCUGAGCUGCCUGGCCUUUAUCCACCCUUUUUACGUUUACCUGCACUGCCGACGUCAAGCAGCAGAACGGGCCAAGAAAUCUACCUCCUCAUAGAAACAAAACCCAAAGGGAAUGUUUCUUAUUGAGCCUGUUUUUUUUUUCCAGGAAAUCUCGAAAUAAAUAUUACUAUAAGAUUCUUUAUGGCAUUAAUAUGAAAGCAGAAUUAGCAUAACAUUAGAUGUUGUAUAUUUUUUAUGUUUGUCAGGAUACAAGUAGCCUUUCAAAACUCAGAAAGAUAUACAUAUGUACCCUACACUGUGAUUUUAUUCUCUGUUACUGUAUCACUUUAAGACUAGAUAUACUUCCUGUUUCAUGCAUUAAUGUAGAGAACUGGCUGCAUUGUGAACAUAGCUGUUCACAUUCUUGUUUUACUGGAAGCUUCUAUUAGGAGCCUCCGCUUGCCUCGGUAGCAAGGACACAUCAAACAGAUUCAGGUGGCUUUUCUUGAAAAUUGUCUGCCAAUUUGAUCCUGCUGAUUUCUGAACUGCCCCUACAGUUUUUUGUGUGUACUGCAUCUGUAGACAUCACAGUAAUUUUUGAGGAUAUGCAAACCGUCCCACCAAACGGAUGCAGGAUAAUUGAGGCAGCCUUGCUGUUUCUUACACAUUUUGUAAUAACCCCUUGUUCUCCUAAAAAACAAUUUCGUUAAGCUAAGCUGGUCCACAUGCACGUUAGGUGUUAGGUCAGGGUGGGGUUCCCCAACCAACCUCUAAAAUACUUAAAAGUAGGCAGUCCUGUUUUUAUCGUAUUAUCUGUUCCCUUAUUAACACUAGUUAACUAGUCCAGGAUCUAAAAGGGACCCAAGUCACUGUGCUAACCAGGUCACUAGUUGUCUCAGUGCUCAGUUUGAACUAGUUUGCUGCAGUAGAUACUCUAUAUAUACUGUAUGCUUUACACAGUGUACUUUGCACUAUUGAGAGCAAUAUGUGAACCAAUAUGGAUAAAGUUUACACACCUCUGAAGAAGUGUUCUUCUAAAUGAACUGUGUUCCUGUCACUGUAUGUGUAUAGAAUAUGUUUGCUGUCCUCUUCAAGUCACUAAAGGCAUUAUAUCCCAAAACACUGAUUACCCCCUAUGUGCUGUUUUAAAAAUGAUGAAUAUUAUUUUUAAAUAAAAUAUUGUUUAAUCUA
Molecule: messenger RNA, 2813 nt
Organism: Astyanax mexicanus (Mexican tetra)
Lineage: Eukaryota; Metazoa; Chordata; Actinopteri; Characiformes; Acestrorhamphidae
Gene: slc43a3b
Product: solute carrier family 43 member 3b
Exons: 14
Coding region: 241-1737 (498 amino acids)
Biological process (GO): transmembrane transport
Molecular function (GO): transmembrane transporter activity
Source: RefSeq, a predicted model, not a curated record